CUAACACGGAGGCAAGUGUUUACAUAAAUGAAUCAAUAAAUCUUGUAAUACUUGGGUGCAGUGGUGUGGUACUUAUCAAAAACAACCUCGUUUUAAACAAGGAAGCUAAAAAAUAUUCAGCAUAAAGAUAUGCAGCCACAAGCUCCUCCAGUACAGGAGUACCCUUCCCAGGUACCCCCAGGGGUAGUGUAUGCAGUGCAAACACCAACCAGACCUGGGCCUAGAGUAUGGCCAAACUUCAAUGGCAAAGCUAGUACAGUCCUAGGAGGACUACAAGUAGCAUGUGGCAUACUGGCAGUUAUAUUUGGUAUAGCAGCAAUAGGAGUUCAUGCAAGUAUUUACCAGAGUGGAGCGGGAAUCUGGUGUGGCUUUCUGUUCUUCAUGGUAACUGGAGCAUUUGGAAUCGUGGCUGGAAAGGCUAAGACCACAGGCUGGAUUGUAGCUUUUAUGGUGAUGUCAAUCAUUACGGCUGUAAUAGGCUGUGUAACACUUUUGACCAUUGCUUCAAUUGGAACAGCCAUUGACAGUAAUCGAAGGGAAUAUGAAUGCAAAACAGACUGGUUAACAGGACGUCAUACCUGUACUUAUGUCUAUGUCUACUCUGGUUCUGAAAAACUUGGAAUCAAUAGUAUGCUGAUUGUCAUAUCACUGGUUGAGGCAGUGCUGUGCAUUGUAUCAGCAGGCUAUUGCUGUGCUGCAGUGUGCUGCUGUAGACAGAAUAACCAGACUAGGGUACAAGUUGUACACAGUGGCUAUCCAAACCUAGGGAUGCAACAACACCAGAUCCCCGCUGUAAUAAACGGACAACAAGUGUUAACCAAUGGCCAACAAGUAAUCUACAUCACAAACACCAAUCCUGUCGCCGGUCACUAUCCACAACAGCAAACUGCAGUGUAUCCCGUGAAUGCUUCCUAUGGCUCUCCACCUCCUUAUACUCAAGGAAUGUCUGUAGGCCUACCCCCUCAAAGUGCCCCACCCCCUCAGGGUGCCCCACCCAAUCAGGGUGCCCAGGCCCCUCAGGAGGCCCAAGCACCAAUGUAUGACAAUGCGAAGCCACCAGUUGAGAGUAUAUAAGACAUCAAACAGCAAAACUGAAUGUAAAUAAUCAUAACUUUGGAAAAAGUAACCCAAAGCCAGCCUUAUUCAACACAUGCAUGAACAUUUGCAACAAAAUGUUCAAUAAAAAAUAAGGAAAUACAGUACUAUAGGACUGAAUAUGAUUACAAUCAUGAGGUUGAAUUUAGGUGUUUUUUCAUUAUUAUGUCUUUUAUAUGAUUAUUGACCCUGUAAUCUUAUCAAUAUUGAAGCAACUGGCGCUGUAUAUAGUUAAGAAUUAGCUUGAUCUUAUGGAACACUUCACAUCAGUGAAGACAGAAGUUGAAGGAAUGUCAUGAGAAUUUCAAAUAUACCAGAGUCACAAUUUUUUAUAGACCUGUUUUCAUGCUAUUUUCCUACUGAUAUUAAAUCAAAGCUGUUGUAGCAUUUGACAGGAUUCUGUGAUUUGAAUCAGUAUGUGUGCAUAUGUUACAUGCUAUGAUACUACAAUCAAUCAAUGGAGUCAGAAUAGAAAUAUAUGAAUAUUGGAACAAGUAUAGGGAACACCAGGUGACUUAUAUUAAAACUGAUCAAUUUCAAUUUGUUUUCUUAUUUAUCUAUGUGCUAUACUUAAAUGACAAGCCUAAUAUUAAACAACCUGUGCAUAUUAUGUGUAUGUAUCAAAGUAAUAACAAUAUAUAUGUUAUUUGAAGAAUGUAGUCUUAUUUUCUUUAUUUUUCUUCUAAAUAUUCUUACUAUAUUUACUUUUUAUUGUUGGAUGUACGUUUGGCCCUCAUAGGGCAUCAGUACAAGUAAACCCGAUUAUAUAUGAUAUUAAAGUUCAACAAAUUACUUUUUAUGUAUUUUACAGAGCUAACUGCAUUUCUAUAACACAGGUUUCAUAUAAAUAAAAAGAAAUAGAAGCAAAUUGGCCAAUAUGGCAGUAUAAGGAUUCACUUUUCUUUUUUGAUUUGCGCUUUAUCAUAAUGUAUCAGUAAAACUGAUAAAAGGUAUUUGAAGACGUUUCAUAAUAAUCUAUUUUAAAAGUAUGCUUGAAAGGUUUCCCUGGAGUAUCACAAGGUGAAUCCAAGGCCUAUGAUAAACUGCUGACCAUUAUCACAUUGACAAAGAGUUACCAACUGGAUGCAAAACCAAAGCGAAACCAUCUGUAACACAUGAAUGAUGAACACUGAAUGUUUGUCACAAAAUUGGUGUCUAUAAGAAAAAAAUAUAUGCCCCUUGGCCCUACUUA
Molecule: messenger RNA, 2287 nt
Organism: Owenia fusiformis
Lineage: Eukaryota; Metazoa; Annelida; Polychaeta; Sabellida; Oweniidae
Source: the annotation of a GenBank genome assembly